Molecule: messenger RNA, 1967 nt
Organism: Mercenaria mercenaria
Lineage: Eukaryota; Metazoa; Mollusca; Bivalvia; Venerida; Veneridae
Exons: 11
Coding region: 72-1721 (549 amino acids)
Cellular component (GO): plasma membrane
Source: RefSeq, a predicted model, not a curated record
GUGUAUUCGACUUUAUUAUUUACUUAAGGUGCAGCAACAUAAUCUUGUGGUCAAAGGUGUAACAUAUCAAGAUGGAAGCUUGGAAAUUCUUUAGAUUGCUUAUCUGCAUUACGUUUUAUUUUCACCGUCUGCAAGCACUAGAGUCAUCUUAUUACAUGGGCUGUUUUAAAGACGACAUUUUCCGAAAAGCCAUUUGGCCUCCGAUAACAAAUUUCAACAACGGCGAUCGGUGUAUUCGCACUUGCAGAGCUUCAGGACACACAUUCGCCGCUACACAGUCCCAUUACUGUAAAUGUGCCAUGAGUAUUGGUGGGAAUCCUCAACAAGUCAGAUGUCAAUAUAAAUGUCCAGGAUACCAAAAUGAAAUCUGCGGAGGCUCAAACAGUAUGUCAGUGUAUUACAUAAGGUCACAACAGCCAUUUGGUUACGUAGGAUGUUACGAAAAGAGCACAUUUGGAAAAAACAUCAUGACGACGGUGACGCGAGAAAACCAUGGCACGUACUGUAUUAACGUUUGCAAGACGUUAAUGUACAGAUAUGCUGGUACACAGGGUACAUUUUGUAAAUGUGGUCACUCUAUUCGAAGUCAUUCUAAACGAACAGAUUGUACGUUUGUAUGCGCAGGACCGAGGAAUGAAUACUGUGGGGGCUUAAAAAGCAUGUCAGUAUAUGAUAUACGGUUAGUAACGAAGGCUGUUACACCAAAGACAACUGAAACUCAUAGUGUGGUUCCAAACACUACCUUGAUAAUAUCGACUGACACGAUAGAAGAGUUAACUGAACCAACCACUCGGAAUGAAAUAGUAACGAAGGCUGUUACACCAAAGACAACUGAAACUCAUAGUGUGGUUCAAAACACUACCUUGAUAAUAUCGACUGACACGAUAGAAGAGUUAACUGAACCAACCACUCGGAAUGAAAUAGUAACGAAGGCUGUUACACCAAAGACAACUGAAACUCAUACUGUGGUUCAAAACACUACCUUGAUAAUAUCGACUGACUCGAUAGAAGAGUUAACUGAACCAACCACUCGGAAUGAAAUAGUAACGAAGGCUGUUAAACAAAAGACAACUGAAACUCAUACUGCGGUUCCAAACACUACCUUGAUAAUAUCGACUGACACGAGAGAAGAGUUAACUGAACCAACCACUCGGAAUGAAAACAGGACACUUUGGAUUCCAGCAGAAAUUUACACGUCGAUUCAAGCGGGUGUCAUUCUUAUUGUAGCUAUUGUUGCAGGAGUCAUCGUAUUGAUCCGGAGAAAGAAGCGGUUACAACAUGAGAUUAGUCUCAAGAAUAGCCUUUACAAAAGUUCAAAGAGUGACGGUCCUAACCGCACAGUGGGAAAAGAUGAUGACAACUUAAAUACAUCAUUAGAGAGUGAACUCCCAAGUCGUGUUACAGCAAAGGCUAACAACGACAAUAUAUUAUUAAGUGAGCUGUUACAGAGUCAAAUCCCAAGAAGUACCGCGGCACACGCUGACGAAAAUUUAAGCGGAAUUUUACAGAGUAACGUUUAUGGUUUGAACGUGGGUAACGCUGACAUCGAUUACGUAACCGAACCGAGUGUUCACACUAACUCUGUAGCGGUUCAUGAUUUCGUAAACGAACCGGGUGUUCGCACUGUCUCGGUUACGGUUCAUAAUUACGUAGACACCAAUUACGACGAACUAGUAAGUCAGCGUGUAGAUGAACAUAGCUACGUUCCACUGACAACGUAACCUACAUCAAACGAUGGCUUUCUUAUGCUUACAGUUUAUAAACUUCAUUAUCCAGAUUGUUAUCUAAGUUGUCAUGACUACCACAGCACAGGCAAAGACUGGAGCUGCAUUUAAGACACACAGGCCUAUUUUCAAAAUAUGAAAAUCAAGUUUUGAAUCUUUUUAAAAUACACGCAAAUCUAAAUACAUUUAAAACAAAUCUAUGUAUACUUUAUUGUAAAUAAACGUGACUAUUAGUUAUUAGCA